CAGGCCAGGCCCAAAAAAAGCCACAAGUGUCUUCUCCAUGUGGGGGCGGGAGGUCUCAGCUGUGGCCCCUGAGCUUCGUCCUUCACAUUAUAACCUGCAGACGUCUGGACAUCCAGCAUGGGCAGAGGGUGUGGUGCUGAGACUGGAGGGAAGAGGAGGAAGAAGGGAAAGGAUUUGGAUGAGCUGAAGAAGGAGGUGGCCUUGGAUGACCACAAAAUCGCUCUAGAUGACCUGGGAAAACGCUAUGGAAUGGACCUCACACGGGGCCUGACCAAUGCCAGAGCCGUGGAGAUUCUGGCCAGGGACGGUCCAAACGCUCUGACUCCUCCUCCCACAACCCCGGAAUGGGUCAAGUUCUGCCGUCAGCUGUUCGGCGGCUUCUCCAUCCUGCUCUGGAUCGGUGCCAUCCUCUGUUUCCUGGCCUACAGCAUCCAGGUGGCCACGGAGGAUGAGCCGCCCAAUGACAACCUCUAUCUGGGUGUGGUGCUGGCAGCCGUGGUGAUCAUCACCGGCUGCUUCUCCUACUUCCAAGAAGCCAAAAGCUCUCGAAUCAUGGACUCCUUCAAGAAAAUGGUGCCACAGCAAGCCAUGGUGAUCCGGGAGGGGGAGAAGAUGCAGAUCAAUGCAGAGCUUGUGGUGCAGGGAGAUCUGGUGGAGAUCAAAGGGGGAGACCGUGUCCCAGCUGACCUUCGAGUGAUCUCCUCCAGCGGAUGCAAGGUGGACAACUCCUCUCUGACUGGAGAAUCGGAGCCUCAGACUCGCUCCCCAGAGUUCACCCACGACAAUCCUCUGGAGACUCGCAACAUCUGUUUCUUUUCCACCAACUGUGUCGAGGGUACCGCUCACGGCGUCGUGAUCGCCACCGGUGAUCGAACUGUGAUGGGUCGCAUUGCCACUCUGGCAUCUGAGCUGGAGGUCCGCCGCACGCCCAUCAAUAUCGAGAUUGAGCAUUUCAUCCAUAUCAUCACCGGUGUGGCUGUUUUCCUCGGCGUGAGCUUCUUCAUCCUGUCUCUCAUUCUGGGCUACACCUGGCUGGAGGCCGUCAUAUUCCUCAUUGGCAUCAUCGUGGCCAACGUGCCUGAGGGGCUGCUGGCUACUGUCACUGUGUGUCUGACUCUCACUGCCAAGCGAAUGGCCAAGAAGAACUGCCUGGUGAAGAACCUGGAGGCUGUAGAGACUCUCGGCUCCACCUCCACCAUCUGCUCCGACAAGACGGGCACGCUGACCCAGAACCGCAUGACGGUGGCCCACAUGUGGUUCGACAACCAGAUCCACGAGGCGGACACCACCGAGGACCAGUCUGGUUCGGGUUUUGACAAGAGCUCUGGUACUUGGAGUGCCCUGUCUCGCGUGGCUGGCCUGUGCAACAGAGCUGAUUUCAAAGCUGGACAGGAGAGCUUCCCCAUCCUGAUGAGGGAGACAGCGGGGGACGCAUCCGAGUCGGCGCUGUUGAAAUGCAUCGAGCUGUGCUGCGGGAACGUUCGUGACAUGAGAGCCAGAAACCCCAAAGUGGCAGAAAUUCCCUUCAACUCCACCAACAAGUACCAGCUCUCUGUGCAUGAAGCGGAGGACAAUCCCUCUGGUCAUAUUCUGGUCAUGAAAGGAGCACCAGAGAGAAUCUUGGACAGGUGCAGCACCAUUAUGAUCCAUGGCCAGGAGCACCCACUCGAUGAAAACUGGAGAGACGCUUUCCAAAAUGCCUACAUGGAGCUGGGCGGACUGGGAGAACGAGUGCUCGGCUUCUGCCACUUGAAUCUCUCUUCAUCGCAGUUCCCUCGAGGAUUCACCUUCGACAGCGACGACAUGAACUUCCCCACCGAGCAGCUCUGCUUCCUGGGCCUCAUCUCCAUGAUUGAUCCGCCGCGUGCCGCUGUGCCUGACGCUGUGGGUAAAUGCCGCUCCGCUGGCAUCAAGGUGAUCAUGGUGACCGGCGACCACCCAAUCACAGCCAAGGCCAUCGCUAAAGGUGUAGGCAUCAUCUCUGAGGGCAAUGAGACGGUGGAGGACAUCGCUGAGAGACUGAACAUCCCUCUGAGCCAAGUUAACCCCAGGGAUGCCAAGGCCUGCGUGGUGCACGGGUCGGACCUGAAGGACAUGAGCAACGAGUACCUGACACUGCUGAAGAACCACACUGAGAUCGUGUUCGCUCGCACGUCUCCUCAGCAGAAGCUCAUCAUCGUAGAGGGCUGCCAGCGACAGGGGGCGAUCGUGGCGGUGACAGGCGACGGCGUCAAUGACUCUCCAGCACUGAAGAAAGCCGACAUUGGCGUUGCCAUGGGGAUCGCCGGCUCCGAUGUGUCCAAGCAGGCGGCUGACAUGAUCCUGUUGGACGACAACUUCGCCUCCAUCGUCACCGGAGUGGAGGAGGGUCGCCUCAUCUUCGACAACUUGAAGAAGUCCAUUGCGUACACAUUAACCAGCAACAUCCCGGAGAUCUCGCCCUUCCUCCUCUUCAUCAUCGCCAGCGUUCCUCUUCCUCUGGGAACUGUCACCAUCCUCUGCAUUGACCUGGGCACCGACAUGGUUCCUGCUAUCUCAUUGGUAUGAGACAAGCAGGAGAGCGACAUCAUGAAACGACAGCCGGAAACCCCCCAGCGGAACAAGCUGAUUAAUAAGUGUGUGUGUGUGUGCGUUCUUUUUAAACCAGGUAUGAUCCAGGCUCUGGGUGGUUUCUUCACCUACUUUGUGAUUUUGACUGAGAACGGCUUUCUGCCACGAACUCUGUUGGGCAUCCGCAUCAACUGGGAUGACCGAGAAGUCAACGACCUGGAGGACACGUACGGGCAACAGUGGACCUACGAACAGAGGAAGAUCGUUGAGUUCACCUGCCACACAGCCUUCUUCAGCAGCAUCGUGGUAGUCCAGUGGGCUGAUCUGAUCAUCUGCAAGACCAGGAGGAACUCACUCUUUCAGCAGGGCAUGAAGAACCGGAUCCUGAUCUUCGGCCUGUUCGUGGAGACCGCUCUGGCUGCCUUCCUCUCCUACUGCCCUGGAAUGGACAUCGCCCUGCGCAUGUACCCCCUGAAGAUCCUGUGGUGGUUCUGUGCCUUCCCAUACAGCCUUCUGAUCUUCAUUUAUGAUGAGGUCCGUAAAUUCAUUCUGCGGAGGAACCCGGGAGGUUGGGUGGAGCUGGAGACGUAUUAUUAACAUUCAGAAAGCGUCAGCUGUGCAUGUGCGUACAUGUGUGUUUGUACUCGUGAGGCUGUGAGCGUGUGUGUCUGUGAGUGUGAAUGUGUGUCUGUGAGUGUGUGAGUGUGUGUCUGUCACUUUUAAUAUUGCAUGGAUCAGUUCACAAAUCUGAUUAUCAUAAAAAAUAUUGCUGAAAAUAGGCUUUUGAUUGUAGCUCCGAGUUUUUCUCUUUUUAUCAGGAAACAUUACCAGGUAUUGUACACCUUUGUGCCUUACACGAACUGUUACCAGAGUGAUGCAUUGUGGCCUGGUGGGGCUACGAAGAAAUAUCAAAUGUUGUUCAUCAUGUGAAAUUUACCAAAUAAAAUAAAUUCCAAAGUGUC
Molecule: messenger RNA, 3512 nt
Organism: Acanthochromis polyacanthus (spiny chromis)
Lineage: Eukaryota; Metazoa; Chordata; Actinopteri; Pomacentridae
Gene: atp1a2a
Product: ATPase Na+/K+ transporting subunit alpha 2a
Biological process (GO): intracellular potassium ion homeostasis; sodium ion export across plasma membrane; potassium ion import across plasma membrane
Cellular component (GO): membrane
Molecular function (GO): ATP hydrolysis activity; ATP binding; P-type sodium:potassium-exchanging transporter activity
Source: RefSeq, a predicted model, not a curated record